This is a messenger RNA of Fusarium odoratissimum NRRL 54006, 5208 nucleotides long. RefSeq lists its product as uncharacterized. Gene Ontology annotation, cellular component: extracellular region; fungal-type cell wall; cell surface. NCBI's taxonomy places the organism in Eukaryota, Fungi, Ascomycota, Sordariomycetes, Hypocreales, Nectriaceae. The transcript is spliced from 3 exons. Gene Ontology annotation, molecular function: glucan endo-1,3-beta-D-glucosidase activity; 1,3-beta-glucanosyltransferase activity. The record is from RefSeq and is a predicted model, not a curated record. Bases 711 to 1826 code for a protein of 371 amino acids. Gene Ontology annotation, biological process: cell wall organization; carbohydrate metabolic process.
AUUUUUAAGCUUUAUGUUUUUGGGCAGUUUGAGUUGUCGAGUUCCAUGUUCUGAGUGAGUUUCUGCGUUCGUGUGUCUCAUAUUCUGGGAGCGGGCUUGAGUGUGAAUAGGGAGAACAAGGGAUGAAGUCUUAUAAAUAAGGUAAAGCCAAGCCAAUGGAAUUUAGGAUUUCAGGAUGAAACUCACGGACUGAAAGGAAUUACGGAGGUGAAGAGCGUCUCACUUGUCUCUUGCAGGGUCAAGCUUAAGCUCAACACUUACAAACGGUAGGCUCAACACGUGUCUUACCGUACCGUACUGUGUCGUUCCUUCUUGUUUUCUUUUGCUUAUCAUUGUAGAGAGGCCCCUUCCUCCCUUGUUUUGACGUCUCCUCUUUUUCUACUUUACCUCUCCACCUUCAAUUUCGCUCUCGUCUCUCCAUCUUCUUCUUCAUUCAUUCACUCCUACAGUCGUUUUUUUCUUUUCCUACUUACAAUCACUUCCUAAGAUUCGUCAUUCUUUGAUUCUUCUUUUCAGUUCUACACACACUCUUUUCCUCUGAAUCCUAUUCAUUCUUGGAUAGCGGGUUGUUAAGCCCCGUCUUAUACAGCCAUUUUCUCAAAUCACUGACCUUUAAAACCACUAUUUGAGCUCGUUGUAGCAGCUCGUUCACUCUCUAACAACUCUCCAAACUACUAAAAUACGUACGGUUUUAUAAAAUAUUUAACAAAAUGUCGAUGAAACGUUUCUUCACUUCGGCGGUUGCCAUGGCGGCGGUUGUUGCUGCUGUUCCUGUUGCCCGUCCGCUCGAGAAGCGAGAACCCGUCACGACUAUUACUCUGACUUCGGCCUCUACCUACACCGCAACUAUCGCUCCUGCUACCCCUGUCACUCCUACAGGAACUGCAACUUACCCAGGAACUACAGCUCCUGUUCCUGAUAGCCCCAAGCCACCUAAGAACGGCAAGCCUGACGAUUCCUGUAGCUCCACAGGCACUUGCGGAUCUGGUAGCGGUGGCAGUUCAUCCGGUUCUAAGCUCCCUGGUGUCGCAUAUGCCCCCUACCGAGGCGAUCACCAGUGCAAAUCGAAGGACGAGAUCCAGCACGAUAUUACGCAGCUCGCAGCUGAUUUUUCAGUCCUUCGUAUCUAUGGCACCGACUGUGACCAGGUCGCCAAUGUCUACUCAUGCGCCAAGGGUAGCGGCUUGAAGCUGUUCCUCGGCAUCUGGAACAUUGACGACGUUCAAACUGAGGCCAAGACCAUCAUCAGUGCAAUUGACGACUGGGACGUCGUUGACACCAUCAGCGUUGGCAAUGAACUUGUCAACAACGGAGCUGCCAGUCCAGCAAAGGUCAUCGCCGCUGUCAAGCAGGCUCGUGAGAUCCUUCGUACCGCAGGCUACCAAGGCCCCGUUGUCACAGUUGAUACUUUUAUUGCUGCCAAUGCCAACCCUGAACUUUGCAACGAAAGUGACUACUGUGCUAUCAACGCUCACGCCUUCUUCGAUGCCAACACUUCUGCUGAUGAAGCUGGCCAGUGGCUCUCCAACACUGUUGAAGACCUUCGAUCCAAGAUUUCUGGCGACAAGCGCAUCGUCAUUUGCGAGACUGGCUGGCCUACCAAGGGAAACAGCAACGGCAAGGCUGUUCCAGGUAUGAGCCAACAGAAGGCUGCUCUUGACUCUAUCAAGCAGGCAUUCUCCAGCCACAUGGGAGACUUGAUCCUCUUCUCUGCCUUCAACGAUCCCUGGAAGAAGGCCGAAGCCGCAACUUUCAUGGCCGAGCAAUGGUGGGGUAUCGAAGGCCAGGACUCAGUUUCCAACAAGGACCCGUCGUCUUCUAACUAGGGAAUGGCUCCCCGAUUUGUCAUGUCAGUUAGACCUUCAAAUAUUUGAAUGGUUUGCGGUCACGUUUUACUCCGAGAUAACGCUCGACUUAUGUUUUUUCUAUGAUGUUUAAUGGUUUAUUGUUAUUGCUUAAGGGUUGUGGAUGCCGAUUAUCAGGUGGCCGUUGCAAGGCUGUACGAGCCUAUCAUCUUGGGAGGUAUGUUGGAGGUUUGUCUGCUUUUUCUCUUCAAGUUCCAAGUACCUCAUCACACCACCUCGCUUUAUGGCUACUCUUUUAGAGAUGAGAAAAGAAUUACACUUUGUAUUUGUUACUCGAAUUGAAAUAUCCGUUAUACAAUUUGAACUUGAAUUUAGCUUGAUGAUGAAGUAACAAUGAAUGAGUGACUUAAUCUCAGCAUAUCUGGCCCCUGCAACAUGACUUCAAGUUCAGAAUACGAUCGAGCUCAAGAAACAACGUUGCUGAAUUGCCUAAAUAAAUCAGAGAGUGUGAUUGCCUCCAAAUCCUCCGCCUCGCGUCGAUGACUUCGUUAAUCAUGAAAGACUAUACCCAUUGCACUCCUUGCUAGCCCAAUAAUUUGCUCCUAAUGCAUAAAGCAUAACAGAAUAUGAAUCUUUGUACCAUCGCAGUUAUUGGCCCAAGAGCUUUUCCCCUCAUCAAGCAGAAUCGAGUUCCACAGUUGCUGCAGUGCCGCUCGAGACCUCAGCCAACUUGUCUAAGGCUGGCAAAUGCAUAAAAAAACCUAAGAAAUAGUUUGCUCGCCAUGAAUGACAAGUAUAUUGUUAAAUAGAAUGUAACAACAAGGUUUGGGACGCAAUAUGGAGAGAGUGGUCGUUAGAUGUAGACCACUAGCGAUAUUAGGAUAAAGACCUAAUACAGCAGACGAGGAGACGAACACGCAAAAUCUUUGCUUCUGCGUAGGAAGGUAAAAAGAAAAAGAAAAUAAGGCAUCAGAUCUCACAUCGUCCAGAAGUCAUAGCAAGCUUAAGAUCAGUUACCUCAAAUGAUGGGGAUAUCUCAAAAAGUCCGUUCUGGGACCAAGAUCGUUAAACACGCACCCAUCAGGCUCCCAUCAAGCGGCCCUGCGUAUUUCAGCAGGAGGCGCGACGGGAUGAGUUUAGCAGAUCCAAAGUUCGUCAAGAAACUGGUCGAGUUCGAUGAUGCGGAAUCGGGAGCCGAUGCUCUGGUCCCUCAAAAGAGUAGUCCAAGUAGAAGAAAGACUGGCUUUCCAGGAAACAACCUCAACGCUCCAGCCCAUUUUCAGAGCGCGUUGGGCUUGUGUCAGGAAGCCGUCCGAAUACUUGGCCGGCCGAGCAUCACCAGUAGCGAUGACAAGCGUGCCGGGCUCCUCGAAAUACUGCAUAACAGACUCGCUGAUUCUAAUUUGGAGGGUUUCGUCAACCAUGUCUUCGACAUAACGGAAGCCGCCGGCUUCGAAUGUGUUGUGGUCAUCAGCACCAGAUUGCUCAGGACGACGACUGCGAAGGUCGACGCGGUAGCCAAGAUCCUUGAGUUCUUGGACAAAAGAAGGCUCGUUGCGGUUGGGACGCACAGAGCAGCCAACGUUGAGCCAUUCCGCGUAUCGAUCGCGAGCGAGAAGUUCGUGAAAGAAAGCAAGGUUCAUUUGUGGGAGUGGGACAAAGCGCGAAGACUCCGGCAAACCAAAUUUGGCUCUUAGGGCCUUUUGGAAACCAAUGAUGAUGUUGGACAUGUCGACAAAGACAUGAAUUCCAUUUUCUGCGAUGGUUGGAUAAUCUUUGCAGAUCAUAGAGUCUAUGACACGCUCAUGGACGAGCUUUCUCAUGAGGCCCUCAUGCUUGACCACCGUGGUCUGCACGCUACUGUGAAUCUCAGUAAGGGGGCCAUACUUGAAAUGCUGAUAUGAGAUGAUAUGUCUGACAUGGUCCGAUUGAAUGCCACCCAAGACCACUAUAUUGGGUUCAGAGCUAUCUCUGGAAUGCGAUUUGCCCUUGCCCGAAUUUGAACUUUUCUUGCUCUUUUUGGUUUCGUCAAAAUGCUUAAGCGGAGACUCGCUUGAGCUUGGUGGUGUUGAGGCAGCAGUUGAGUAAGACGUGGCAGGUAGCACAUCAGUGUCAGAACCGCAUCCAGCCUCUGAGUCGGUAAUGGGAUCGAAGUUGGGCCGGGUUGAUUGGAGGGGUUCAUUCUCCUCUUCUUCAAACAUGUCUUCCUUCAGAACAGUCUCCUUCUUAAUUCGAAGAGCCUUUCCAGUUCGCUUCUUGUGGAGUUCGCUUGCCAUCCCGUCAGAUUCAAUAUGGACCUCAAGGCUGUGGUCCGGUUGCCUUGAGGUGGCAAGACAUGCUUGCUCAUGGUUAUUUUCAUGGGAAUGUUUAGGCCCAACCGAGGAUCUGGGAAUACUGUCUGCACUGUUGGUGGAGUGCGGUACAGAAGGUCGCUUCAAUAUCGUGAUCGGCUGUACCUUUGAAGAAGCCAAUGGCUCUCGCUGCUGUUGGGAUGAUUCAUUGUCAUUGAUACGGAUUUGCUGGAAGAGCCGUUUGAAGUUUCCAAGGGACGGGGUUGAAUCGAAAGACUUUGCAUUCUUGGGGGAGGCCCAGUCCGUAAGGCUGUUCGAAUUCAGCUUGGUAAAGUCACCAAGCUUGAGUCUACCGUCAUGUGCAACAUUAUUUGCAGGCUUACUGCUACCCGGCGGCUCGUGAAGAGGAUCGUCUGUUGAGUUUGCCGUUGGAGAUGCCAUAAUAACCAUCAAGAGCGACUACGCACAUAGAUGCGAGUUGGUGGUUGUAGAUGAAGUUGGUGAGCUGCUCAACGCCAAUCCGAGACGUGAGAGUAUUGCUGAAGUGUUUUCCAAGUAUUGACCAACAGUGCCGGUAAAGUGAAUUAUCCAAAGUUGCAAUUGCAAUUUGCUAGGACCGUAGAAAAUGGUAAAGCCAAGAAGGUAUUGAGAAAGCGAUUUGCCACAACUGAGUAUCUAGAAUCGCCGCAGAAGCAAGACCCAGAAUGAGCUGAAACAAAAACGGACGUCGCGUAGUAUAACAGAAAAGGGAACUCGAAAUAGCCAAACACAGUCUGGGAUGAUUCAAAGGUCAAAUCCAAUGCGUCAGAUUUUGCCGCUUGAUGAAGCCGAGUGAGAUCAAGUGCGGAGAUCGAGCUACUAGAAUAUCAUGAGGUCACAAGAAGGGAGAAGUGUGAACCCAAUCAAGGCCGUGUUAAGUAGGAUACGGAUCAAAGACAGAGAACAAAGAAUAUAAUAAAGAAAAGUUGCGCAAAGACUCGAGUCAAGAACAAGGAUCCGAAUAUAGGGAACGAGGAAAUACGAACGUUAAACCAUUGACGAAGAAUGGAUGAGAUGAGAUGAAUGAUGAGUCAAUUCACCAUGAACUGAGGCUACCUAUGGAUGGCUUUCCG